Molecule: messenger RNA, 453 nt
Organism: Nicotiana tabacum (common tobacco)
Lineage: Eukaryota; Viridiplantae; Streptophyta; Magnoliopsida; Solanales; Solanaceae
Product: secreted RxLR effector protein 78-like
Source: RefSeq, a predicted model, not a curated record
AUGAGGACUAAAGCAGGGCCUAAUGUUGUGAUAAAAUUAGACAUGACUAAAGCCUAUGAUCGAUUAUCUUGGCUUUUCUUGACUAAGGUUCUGAGGAAGAUGGGAUUUGGAGAAAGAUUCAUAGGUUUGGUGUUUGGAAUCAUUUCAAAUAAUUGGUAUUCUGUGUUGAUAAACGGGCAACCUUAUGGAUUCUUCAAGUCGACAAGAGGAGUGAAACAAGGAGAUCCAUUAUCUCCUGCUCUCUUUAUCCCGGCAGCUGAAGCACUAUCUAGAGGUUUGAAUGCACUCCAUUUGGAUUUGUAUUUUUGUGGAUUUGAAUUGCCUAAAUGGAGUCCAAAAAUCAAUCACCUCGCAUAUGCCGAUGACACUAUUAUUUUUUCCUCCUCUGAUGCUACAUCUUUGAAAUUGAUUAUGGAAGUGUUAUCUGCUUAUGAAAUUGCUUCUGGCAGUUAA